Messenger RNA from Elephantulus edwardii (Cape elephant shrew), 960 nucleotides. Its product is annotated as olfactory receptor 4K2-like. The transcript has a single exon. Gene Ontology annotation, cellular component: membrane. The record is from RefSeq and is a predicted model, not a curated record. Lineage: Eukaryota; Metazoa; Chordata; Mammalia; Macroscelidea; Macroscelididae. The coding region runs from base 1 to 960 and encodes 319 amino acids. Gene Ontology annotation, molecular function: G protein-coupled receptor activity; olfactory receptor activity. Gene Ontology annotation, biological process: G protein-coupled receptor signaling pathway.
AUGGAAGGAUUUAAUCAUUCCAGAGUGUCUGAAUUUGUAUUACUUGGCCUUACAGAUUCCCCUGAUAUCCAGAUUUUUCUCUUUGUGGUGUUUACUAUUUUAUAUCUAAUGACUAUGUUGGGCAACUGCCUGAUAUUAUUCACCGUCAUAUCCUCCCCAAACCUCCACUCUCCCAUGUAUUUCCUGUUGAGCAACUUGUCUGCCAUUGAUAUGUGCCUAUCUUCUUUUGCCACUCCGAAGAUGAUCAUGGACUUCUUUGCUCAGCAGAAGACUAUCUCCUUUGAGGGCUGCAUUUCACAAAUCUUCUUUUUGCAUCUCUUCACUGGAACGGAGAUUGUGCUGCUUAUUUCUAUGUCUUUUGACAGGUACAUUGCCAUACGCAAACCUCUUCAUUAUAAUACAAUUAUGAGCCAUAGAGUGUGUGUUGGACUUGUAGUGACUUCUUGGAUGGUAGGAUUCUUGCAUACAAUGAGCCAGUUAGCUUUUACACUCUAUUUGCCCUUUUGUGGUCCCAAUGUUGUGGACAGUUUCUUCUGUGAUCUUCCUUUGGUCAUCCAGCUAGCUUGUAUAGAUAUUUAUGUUCUUGGGAUCUUUAUGAUUUCAACCAGUGGUGUGAUUGCUCUUAUAAGUUUUUUGCUUUUGUUCACCUCUUAUAUAAUUGUCCUUGUCACUAUCAAGAACCAUUCCUCAAAAGGAUCAUCCAAGGCUCUUUCUACUUGCACAGCACACUUCAUAGUUGUAUUCAUGUUCUUUGGACCCUGCAUCUUCAUCUAUGUGUGGCCUUUCAAAAACUUCCUGGUUGACAAAAUUCUCUCUGUUUUCUAUACAAUUUUCACUCCCUUUCUGAAUCCACUUAUCUAUACUCUGAGAAACCAGGAAGUGAAGACAGCUAUGAAGAAGAAACUAAACAACCAAUAUUUCAGUACUGGGAAAACUACACCACGUAUCCUAGUGCAAUGA